Molecule: messenger RNA, 1695 nt
Organism: Eucalyptus grandis
Lineage: Eukaryota; Viridiplantae; Streptophyta; Magnoliopsida; Myrtales; Myrtaceae
Product: glyoxylate/hydroxypyruvate reductase HPR3
Exons: 2
Coding region: 18-1103 (361 amino acids)
Cellular component (GO): cytosol
Molecular function (GO): hydroxypyruvate reductase [NAD(P)H] activity; glyoxylate reductase (NADPH) activity; NAD binding
Source: RefSeq, a predicted model, not a curated record
AAGAGCUCCGUACGAGAAUGGCGCCAAAUUCCCCUUUUAUCAACUUCCCCAAUUCGACCGUACACUCCUCUCAAGUCCCAAUCACUCUUGAGUCUUGGCUUCCAAUGGCCUCUCGCGCCGCGCCACCGCCCCUCCCCCGCCGUCCGCCGCCGCGCGUCCUCCUCCUCCGGCACCCCCACCACUUCUCCCUCCUGGACCGCCCCCUCCCCGACGGCUUCCGCUUCCUCAAGCCGUGGGAAUCGCCGCUCCCCCUCGACGGCUUCCUCUCCUCCGCCGACGCCCGCUCCGCCGAGGCGAUCCUCACCUCCGCCAGGGCUCCCGUCAACGCCGACUUGCUCCGGCGGCUCCCCGAGGUCCGCCUCGUCAUCAGCACCAGCGCGGGCCACAACCACAUCGACCUGGCCGAGUGCCGGCGGCGGGGGAUCGCGGUCGCCGGGGCGGGGGACACGAAGUCGGAGGAAGUGGCGGACUUGGCGGUCGGGCUGCUGAUCGACGUGCUGCGGAAGGUCUCGGCGAGCGACCGGUACGUGAGGCGCGGAUUGUGGAGUAGCGAGGGAGAAUUUGCCCUCGGAUCGAAGCUGGGAGGCAAGAGAGUUGGAAUUGUCGGAUUGGGAAGGAUUGGCUUGGAAGUUGCUAAGAGGCUUGAGGCCUUUGGAUGCGCCGUUUCAUAUAACUCAAGGAAGAAGAAGCCAUAUGUUUCGUACCCCUUCUAUUCCAAUGUCCAUGAGCUCACCACUAACUGCAAUGUCCUUGUAAUCUGUUGUGGCCUGAAUGAGCAAACUCAUCACAUGAUCAAUAGGGAAGUACUAUUAGCUUUGGGGAAGGAAGGCGUGAUUGUUAACAUUGGGCGUGGACCAAUUAUUGAUGAAAAGGAAAUGGUGCAACUUCUAGUCCAGGGAGAGCUUGGAGGCGCCGGCUUAGACGUGUUUGAGAAGGAGCCUUAUGUUCCUGAGGAGCUCCUUGGUCUUGAUAAUGUUGUACUGUCCCCGCAUGCAGCUGUUCUUACCCCAGAAACCGUAUCAAAUUUAUGUGAUCUCAUCGUCGGGAACUUGGAAGCUUUCUUUUCAAAUAAGCCCUUGCUUUCCCCCUUGUUGGAUGAGUGAACCAACUGCUCCGCCGGUCUAUAUUGGGCUUCUGUUACCACUACUGAAGUCGAUUCAGUCAGCUUUACCCAAAGCAGUCUUUCUACACAUUGGUCUCAAUACACGUGCCUUGAUAGCAUCCGUUUUGCAUCACUACGAGCCGUGCUUGGUGCAGCUAACCCACUAUCUGUGGCCACUUGACUGUUGAUUAUAUUCCUCCCUGUGAUGGUUUCGUCUCAUCUGUUGUAUUUGUUAAUCCUUUCCACAAUAGGCAAAAGCCAACUGAUUGUACGAUAGUCUGUCAGGUGCUACGAAGAAGCCGAGGACGGAAAGAGAUAAUGAGUGAUGAUACUGGUAGGCCUUGUUUCGCCUGUCACAUUUGUCAUUGGGUGUGAGACUCUAGAAUGGGCUCAUGUCGAUUGAUUACUGAAGACUUCUCCAUGAAAAUGUAGACGGUAUCAUAAGAUCCUGUGUCGUGUUUCGUAGCUCUGGGUCUGAUCUUGAUGUUUUGGAACUUCUUUAUCAUUAAGUUUUCUUUUGAGGGUUAGCAGAUUGGCACAAAAGUGGUGCCUGCUUUUCUUGUAGUUGCAAUGCUCGGUGCAGCUUUGAUGGA